AUGGGAGGUUUGGGGAAAACCACUCUGGUUAAGAAGGUGUAUGAUGAUUUUGUUUUGAAGAAACAAUUCCAGAACCACGCAUGGAUUACGGUUUCUCAGUCAUUCGAGGUGGAGGAGCUACUGAAAGACACAAUUCAGCAACUGUUUGAACAGAUGAAGCGAACUCCUGAAAAUUUGAGCACCAUGAAUGGUAAUAGGCUAAAAGCAAUAAUGAAAGAUUUCUUGCGCCGAAGAAGGUAUGUGCUAGUGUUUGAUGAUGUUUGGAGUUUUUCAGCAUGGGAAGCUAUCAGACACGCCUUACCUAAUGAGAAUAAUGGGAGUCGUGUCAUCCUAACAACACGGGUCAUGGAUGUGGCUCUUUCUUGUAGCAAACAAACUGAUGGCUAUGUGUCCAUCGUUGCUAUUAGUGGGGUGCUGUCUACAAAAAAGGAGAUUAAUGUUGAUGAAUGGAAGAUGCUCAAUUGCAGCCUUGGCUCCGAACUAGAAGUUAAUGAUAAACUUGAGAGUGUGAAAAUCAUUCUGUCACUCAGUUACAAUUAUCUGCCGUAUUACCUCAAACCAUGUUUUUUAUACUUGGGCAAUUAUCCGGAGGAUCAUGAGAUUGAACACAAUACACUAGUUCGACAGUGGAUAGGAGAAGGUUUUGUGAAACAAAAAGUGGGAAGAUCAGUGGAAGAAGUUGCACAAGGGUACCUCAAUGAGCUCGUCAACAGAAGCUUGCUUACUCCGGCAACAACCAAUGAUGAUGGAAGCAUCAAGACGAGCCGUAUCCAUGAAUUUUACCGGGAGAUUAUUCUUUCAAAAUCAAGAGAUCAGAAUUUCAUAACAAGCAACAAUGAGCAGAACAUGAUAUGGCUGAGAAGAGUUAGACGUCUAUCAGUCAAUGGGAGCUUCAGAGAUUCAGAUGUCAACCGAUAUGGUGCCGGACUCUGUUCCUUUCUGACUUUUAACGUGGAAGAUCCCCAAUCCAUUUUGAGCAUUCUCCAGUUGCUUAAAAGCUGUAGAGUGCUGAAGGUUUUAGAUUUGAGGGGUGUUCCUCUGGAGAAAUUCCCAAAGGUUGUUCUUGAACUGUUCCAUUUAAGGUAUCUAAGCUUGAGAGGCACCAUGAUCAACAAAAUUCCAAGAUCUAUUAAGAAGCUCGAGAAGUUAGAGAUAUUGGAUCUUAAGGAGACAUACAUCAAUGAGUUACCAAUUGAGAUUCUAAAACUCCAAUAUCUUCGGCAACUUUUAGCAUAUCGACAUGUACCAGGCCCAUAUCUACCUUACAAUUAUGUACAUGGUUUCAAAGUAUUCAAAGGAAUGGGCAGCUUGAAAUUCUUGCAAAAACUUGGCAUUGUUGAUGCAUGUUCAGGAAGUGUAUCACUUGAAGAGAUAUCCAUGAUGAGUGAACUCAGGAGAGUUAGCAUUACAAAGUUGAGAACCGAAGAUGGAGUAGCUCUGUGUUUGUGCGUUGAGAAGCUCCAAAAGCUGUGCUCAUUAGGUCUAAGAUCAAUAGAGGGAGAUGUCCUUGAUCUUAGUUACCUGUCUUCUCCUCCUCUUUCCCUUCAACGGCUAUAUUUGACAGGGCGUUUGGCAAACUUUCCGAAAUGGAUACAAUCUCUUCCGAGCCGUGUUAAAGUAUACCUCAGAUGGAGUCAACUUAGGGAAGAUCCCCUUGAAUAUCUCCAAGAUAUGCCUAAUCUAGUCCAUAUUGAAUUUCUCGCAAACUACGUUGGGGAGAAACUGUGUUUCAAGGCUGGAAAGUUUCGGAAGCUGAAAUUACUAGGCCUUGACAAAUUAGAAACCUUGAGGCAGGUGAUCAUUGAGGAGGGAGCCAUGCCUCAUCUGGAGAAGCUUAUCAUUCAGAGAUGUAACUCGUUGGAGGGUGUGCCCGAAGGGAUCGAGCAUCUCUCUGAGCUAAAAGUUCUUGAAUUUUUCGACAUGCCAGAUGAAUUUAUUGUGCCAAUCUCUUCAGAUUACCGGAAAAUUGCACAUAUUCCAGAAGUACAUCACACGUACUGGAGGAAUGGUUGCUGGGAAGUUUAUCCAUUAGAUGAAAAGCAGGAAAUUGGGAAAUCUGAACAGCCUAGAGCUGCCAUUGUCAGAACUCAAGAACAACGGAACUGGCUGUAA
This is a messenger RNA of Fraxinus pennsylvanica, 2112 nucleotides long. The record is from the annotation of a GenBank genome assembly. Lineage: Eukaryota; Viridiplantae; Streptophyta; Magnoliopsida; Lamiales; Oleaceae.